CUAUAUGUAGCUAUAUGCGCACGCCGCAAUGAAUCAUCUUCUGACGGCAUGCGUCCAUUCAACCCUUCCCGUCUCUCCCGUCCCACAACCGUCCAUCGCUCGUCGUCCCGAGAGCUAGCCAGACAACGUGUCGCCUGUCAUCGGCCGUCUGCGCCUGCCUCUUUGGGUGCAAACCGCCGACCUUGCAUGCAUUUCCUCCAACGACUCUUCUCGCGUAAACUUAUCGUGGAAUCGGGAUCUUCCUCUUGCGCAGAAAACGUCGGCGAAAGAAAGAGAAAGCGACAAGACUCCAAGAUAACAUGCUGCAGCAUCGGAGCAAAGGGUCUCGCUUCGCAGCUUCGUGCUUCAUGCCUUGGAAGCACUACCGGGGUGUGGUCGCGUGUCCUGGUGUCUGUGUGCGCGCCUGCGUGCCGUGUGCGGGGUUCGCAUGCCGCGAAAAAGCAAUUCCUACGAGAAAAAGAAAAGAAGAAAGAAGAAUAGGAAUACAGAACUGCUCUUCUUGCUCUGUCGCUUCAAUCUUCCACUUGAACUUUUCCUUGCUAAUGUGAACAGACUCCUUCUCCGUGGUGCUACUGCCUUGCUAUCAGUCCCACCAACACUUCCACCCGACCACCCUGGUCCCAACAGCCUCUUCUUCUCUUUCGCUCUCUGUUUCUUAUCCCGCCUUGUUGUCAGAAAGUGGCGUUUCGCAACCCCAAACUCACCCUCCAACCAACGGUCCGACAGCCAGCCACUCUCAAACGCGAUAACCAACCCAUUAACCAACCAAACCAAGCCAGAUCCCACGCGAGUCUAUUACCUCAUUCAGAUUCCUCGACUGCCUCUGCCUCUGUUUCGCACUCCACUCUACACCGCUCGCUGUCUACUCUAGUUUCUGGAAUUCCAUCAGCCUCUCGUCAUUGCCCAUUCGUUUCAGCAAGCCAAGCCAAGCAAGCAAGUAAAUGCAGUGUCACGUCCUGCCAUGUC
Molecule: messenger RNA, 966 nt
Organism: Periconia digitata
Lineage: Eukaryota; Fungi; Ascomycota; Dothideomycetes; Pleosporales; Periconiaceae
Source: the annotation of a GenBank genome assembly